AUGGCAAAUACAGGCGUAUUUGGAGGCCAUGAUACUUCUACUCAUUUGAAGAGAUCAAAUCAAGGCAGUGAUGGCACUGUUCAAAAGAAACAAAGAGGUGAUCAUCAAGCAAUACCGAUGACUCAGCAACUGUACUCUUCCUCCUCCUCCUCUUCCUAUUCAAAUCAAGAGCAUGCACACACUGAACCAUAUAUCGACUCUCUUGCGAUCUCCUCACCAACAAAUCAGUCUCUACCCUACUAUCCAGAGUCAGAAUCUGAUCCCAUUCUAGAACAGGAAGUGCUUGAUGCAGUCAACAGGAUCAGAGGUUGGUCCAACAAAAUAGAUUAUUUGAGACAAGUAGGAUAUGUUCCCGAUGGAGGAGUUGAACUUGGACCCAUCAAUCAUAAUACUUUUAUAGCAAGAAGACAAAAGGAUGGAGUGAGAUCUGAGUUCAAGUCGAGGAUAUGGUUUAGAGAUGGAAGGGCAUGGAUCUAUGAAGUACCCUCAAUGGCGCAUUCAUGCACUGUCAAUGCGAUCACGGAUAUCAUUCGGUAUCAAACAUUCCCAAACCAACAUUUGUUGCACACCGGAGGAGCUGCGACAUUGAUCCUCCAACCAGGACAUUCAAAUGCUGAGCCAGACCAAUCUUUGCGACCUCUUCGACCCAAAGUCCCCAACAAUCAUUCGGCAGAUGGUCAUGGAAAUCCUUACCCAACAUUGGUCAUCGAAGCAGCCAAGUCUCAAUCACUUCCAGUGUUACAUCAAAAGUGCCUCGACUAUUUCAUGGAUCGUGUUGCUGCUGUGCUUCCUGCUCCUGGUGUCCCUGCGGUGGCUGCAAUACCAAGCACAAUCAGGAUCGUUAUUGGUGUCAAGAUCUAUCCCAGAAACAAUGGAGACUUUGCGAUGCUUGUUUCGUACUAUCAGAAUGGUGCAGCAGCAAAUCCUGUCAGGAUCAUCUCUUGUGGGACGACACAUUUGGAUGUCACCAAUACAAUCCAAAGACACUUGCCUCCCAUAUCUCCACCUGGAUAUGCUGCUCCUCAAGGCUAUGAAGGUGUCAUGCCUCCAGUUGGGCCUCCUCCACCUGUAGCCAAUCCAGCCAAUCCCCUCAACCUUCAAAAUCCUUGUAAUGCACUUGGUCUUCCACUUUACCAACUCCAGAUACCAACUGUUGAACUGUUCAAUGGAGCACCACCUUUGCCACCAGGUGUCAUUAUUCCUCCAUUCUACGCUUGUUGGAAUAGUACGACAGGUGAGAGUUCAAUAACAGAAUUAGUUCUAUUGCUUUUUUGUUUUUAA
This is a messenger RNA of Heterostelium album PN500, 1281 nucleotides long. RefSeq lists its product as uncharacterized. Lineage: Eukaryota; Evosea; Eumycetozoa; Acytosteliales; Acytosteliaceae. The coding region runs from base 1 to 1281 and encodes 426 amino acids. The transcript is spliced from 3 exons. The record is from RefSeq and is a predicted model, not a curated record.